AUGGAGUCCGGUGAGGGCGGCGGCUGCCGUCUCCCCUGGGAGCUCGUCGUGGAGAUCCUCCGCCGCCUCCCGUACCGGUCGCUCUGCCGCUUCAGGUGCGUCUCCAGGUCCUGGCACGACCUCUCCUACCACCCCGACCACCGCAACACGCUGCCCCAGGACCUCGCCGGCCUUCUCUACACCAACCACGCCCCUAGCCCCCUCCACUGCGACUUCGCUGUCCGGUUCGCGCCGGCCGGCUCGUCGCCGUUCCCUGGCCUUGGCUUCCUUCCAUGUAGCGCCCGCGCCCUGCCCCUCGACUGCUGCAACGGCCUCCUCCUCUGCCGGGACGGCGGCGGGUCCGGUGGAUGUCACUAUGUCUGCAACCCGGCCACUGGCAAAUUCACCGUUCUCCCGAAGCCGUCGUCUGGGUUCCAGGCGCUGGCCCUGGCUGCCUUCGAGCCUCACGGCGCCUCGCCUCGAUUCCAUGUACUCAACUUUGCAAGAACCGAGCCUGUGCAAAGGGUCUUCUUUGAUUCAGACUUUGAAGAAUCCGAUGGUGAUGACGAUCCGUCUGACACCGACGGUGGUGAAUUGUUGGAUUUGUGUGAGGCAACCAACUUCUGUGUGCAGGGCCUUGAGGUAUUCUCGUCGGUGACCGGGAAAUGGGUGCAGAGCCAUGCUUGCCGUGACUCCCGUGUCAGGCUGGUGGAAGGAAUGGGCAGUGUGUUCAUCAAUGGCUUUGUCAAUUUGCUCACCCACGAGAAGAAGGUUCUUGCUGUCGAUCCAGAGGGCCAGGCGUGGCGCCUGAUUCCAUUGCCUGCAUCCAACUGGUUUGGGUUGGUGGGGUGCCUCGGACAGUCUCAGGGAUUCCUGCAUUAUGCUGUGCACGAAGGCUGCGGCAACACCAUGAUGCAGGUUUGGUUUCUGAAGGAUUUCGAGGAAGGGGAUUGGAUUCUGAAGCGCCGCUUCGAGAUUGAAGUGGCUCCGCAGACGAAGAUACUGUUUGAUUAUGCUGGCAAUGAAUUCUGGUCUGAAAUUUUCUAUGUGGUUGUGUUUCAUCCCGAGAGGGAUCUUGUUUUCCUCCCUGUGGAAGGAUACAGGUUGCUCUCCUAUAAUUUGAUCAGUGCUGAAGUGAAGGAGAUAUGCAUGCUGGAACCAGAAACAAGGCCCAGGUUCCUGGUUUAUGUGCCCUCCUUUGUGGAUUUACCAAACCCUGAUGUUGCCGCUGCAGCUUUUCUAGGCAUGUGUUAA
Messenger RNA from Sorghum bicolor (sorghum), 1233 nucleotides. RefSeq lists its product as uncharacterized. The record is from RefSeq and is a predicted model, not a curated record. Bases 1 to 1233 code for a protein of 410 amino acids. The transcript has a single exon. Gene Ontology annotation, molecular function: protein binding. Lineage: Eukaryota; Viridiplantae; Streptophyta; Magnoliopsida; Poales; Poaceae.